Scatophagus argus is the source of this 3173-nucleotide messenger RNA. It is a transcript of the gene pcolce2b, whose product is annotated as procollagen C-endopeptidase enhancer 2b. Bases 773 to 2221 code for a protein of 482 amino acids. NCBI's taxonomy places the organism in Eukaryota, Metazoa, Chordata, Actinopteri, Scatophagidae. The transcript has 10 exons. The record is from RefSeq and is a predicted model, not a curated record. Gene Ontology annotation, molecular function: protein binding.
CUUUAAAUUUGGUUGUAUAUUGUUAUAAGACUUUCAGGCCAUCACACAAACCAUAACUACUCCAUGUUUGAUUAACCAGAUGAUAGCUGACGCGUGACUUAUGUUGACAGCUAGCAUGAAGUUUCGCGGGGACUCACCACGACACCACCCAGCUCACACUACACCGUAAAGAGGACUGUGUUCGCUCGUAGUUUGAGAACACUGCCCAAACCUUGCGUUUACUGUAUAUUCUCUAUCAUAUUUAGUGAUAGAGAAUAUACAGUAAACGGACACCGGGAUGUAGUUAAACUGACCAAGCUGUCCAGAGGCCUAAAGCUGGUAUCUGCUGCAGCACCACCGACUGAAUGCAUUAAGCGCCGACUGUUACACUGAGCUAAGCCUGAAAUAUUGCUAGGCCAGAGUUGCCAAAUAUGUGAUUUAUCCUUUCUAAAAUUUAACGCUUAUAAAAUAAGCUUUCUUUUAAAAGCGAUCUAUGUCGAUAUAUACCCAUUAGCUAUGCGAACAAUAUUCCUAUCUGGGUCAACGGCCGUAACUAUUUCUGAUUGUGGUGGCUAAAUCCUUAGCUUAGCUUAGCUUAGCUAAAUUAGCCAGUGUGGCCGGAGAGCCGACGGUUAGCGCGCUGGUAGUUAGCUAACACCGUUGCGCACACUCGUACAUUAACUCUUGUCGGUCUCUCCUACAGGCUACAAAUACCUAAAUAGUCAAGGCUGCUCAAGUGUACUGUUGUUUCCAUUGUUUUCAUUACAAGACCUAAGACCUAGCGAAUGCAAGAAUGAACGCAAAAGCAGCAGCCAGUGCUCCGUCCCUCCUACCACGCAGAACAAACGAUAUAUUCAUCUGCUCCAGCUUGCAGUUGCCGAAACUCCCCGUAGGAACUCCUGGGUACUUUUCCCCACCGUUCCAGCCGCUGAACACAAUGCCAUUCAUGCUACGGGGAGAAAACAGGCGAAGUGCCUGCUCCGUUGACUCAACAAUGUGGAGAACGUGUAUUUUUUGCGCAUGGAGUCUACUGUUCUUGACAGAGAUUUGUGCGCAGUCUCAGCGAAGACCAAGCUUCACAUGCGGCGGAAACAUUACUGGAGAAUCUGGAGUAAUCGGGAGUCAGGGGUACCCAGGAGUUUACCCUCCAAAUACGAAAUGUGUGUGGAGGAUCACAGUCCCUGAGGGAAAGGUGGUGGUCCUGUCAUUCCGCUUUAUUGACUUGGAGAGCGACAACCUGUGCCGGUAUGACUAUGUGGAUGUUUACAGUGGCCAUGUCAAUGGGCAGAGACUCGGUCGCUUCUGUGGGACGUUCAAGCCGGGGGCUCUGGUUUCCACGGGCAACAAGAUGCUCAUGCAGAUGGUAUCUGAUGCCAACACAGCUGGGAGUGGCUUUCUGGCUGUUUUCUCUGCUGCCCACCCACAUGAGAGAGGGGACCAGUACUGUGGAGGCAGAUUAGACAAGCCCUCUGGGACCUUCAAAACGCCCAACUGGCCUGAGAAGGACUACCCUGCUGGUGUCACCUGCUCCUGGCACAUAGUGGCACCAAAGAACCAGAUUAUUGAAGUCAAGUUUGAGAAGUUUGAUGUGGAAAGAGAUAACUACUGCCGCUAUGACCACGUCUCCAUUUUUAAUGGGGCAGAAAUCAACGACGCCAAGAGGAUUGGCAAAUACUGCGGAGACAGCCCCCCAGCGCCGGUGUUUUCAGAGGGGAAUCAGCUUCUAAUCCAGUUCCUGUCAGAUCUCAGUCUGACCGCAGAUGGCUUCAUUGGACACUACAAGUUCAGACCAAAGAAAUUCCCCACCACCACGAUACCACCCACCACUACCACACAGCCAGUCACCACCAGGCCCUUACCUCUGAAGUACUCUGUUGCCCUGUGCCAGCAGAAAUGUAAAAGACAAGGAACACUCGAGAGCAAUUACUGCUCCAGCAAUUUCGUGAUAACCGGGACUGUCAUUACCGCGGUGACAAAAGGAGGAAGUAUGUACGCUACUGUCUCCAUCAUCAAUGUGUAUAAAGAAGGCAGUCUGGCCAUCCAGCAGGCAGGAAAGACGAUGAGCACCAAAAUCAUUAUCCUGUGCAAGAAGUGUCCAUUUAUCAGAAGGGGUUUGAACUACAUCUUCAUGGGCCAAGUGGACGAGGACGGCCGGGGGAAAAUCGCCCCUCACCACUUUGUUAUGGCCUUUAAGACAAAGAACCAGAAAGGACUUAAUGUUCUGAAAAACAAGCGAUGCUGAGUUCCAGAAGCUCCAGAGAAAGAUCUCCACUGGACAGGUGAACCUGAAGGAGGCUCAGCCAUGGAUGGAUCUCCAUCUCAACCACACAAACACAGGCCAGAAAAACAUAGCUGAAUCACAAUGACAUAAAAUCUGCAUGAUUCACUCAGUUAGAAGCAACUCAGACUUUUGUAUUUAUUCAUUUUGCUCUUGUUCGCAUGUUUUUGGAAUAAACAAGAAGACAUUAAAUUCCUCCACUCUAUCAAGAACAGUCACAUAGUCUGUUAGGUUAAUCAGCAAUGAAAUGAGUUGAAAUUUCCAUCCCUAUUCUCACCCCAUUCUCACUGUGUAGUCACAUUCCUGUCUUGCCCCUUGCAGGGAAUUAAAUUUUAGUGAGUAACAGAGGUAGAAUAGGGAAUAUAGCAAUUCAGAGAGACAUGUUUCAUAAGACAAGACUAUGAGAUUAAUCAGAUUGUGAGUUUUCGGUGUGCACAUCUGUACUGACAUUCUACGAAAUUUAGUAUGCAUUAAACAAAUCAAAUCUGUCUGCCAGAAUAAUCUCAAAUUUCACAAGCAUAAUUAAUAUCCAUAAUGGAUUUAUCACAGCCACUAGCUGUAGUUUUAAUGACUGCUAACAACCUGCAGUUAUUUUCUAUGUUCAACAUCGGUGGACAGGAUUAGGAAGUUGUUAAAUGCUGAUAAAAAGUGCAAUAUUUAAUAUAUAAAUCAUUCUCUUUUUUUUUAAAGAUUUUUAGGCUGGUUGUAUGUGGGACAAAUGAGGACCUUCCUAGCUAAAGCUCGUUCCUUCGAUUUGUUUGCAAAUGCAAAGCGCUGCCAUCAGCAUAUAUCAUUAAACUACAUUGUUUUUAAAGGCAGAGGAAUGAAAUGAAAAAUAUUUUCAUAAGAAAAUGUCUGUGAAUAUUAUUUAUGUUUUAUUGUUGUCAUCUGUCCAAAUAAAAUUCUUUUAACAUUU